Molecule: messenger RNA, 2133 nt
Organism: Ilyonectria robusta
Lineage: Eukaryota; Fungi; Ascomycota; Sordariomycetes; Hypocreales; Nectriaceae
Product: glycogen synthase
Exons: 5
Coding region: 1-2133 (710 amino acids)
Biological process (GO): glycogen biosynthetic process
Cellular component (GO): cytoplasm
Molecular function (GO): alpha-1,4-glucan glucosyltransferase (UDP-glucose donor) activity
Source: RefSeq, a predicted model, not a curated record
AUGGGUUCCGACGGCGAAGUGUCACCGACUCGUGACAUCAAGAACCACCUGCUCUUUGAGAUUGCUACAGAGGUAGCCCAUCGAGUUGGUGGCAUCUACUCCGUCAUCAAGUCCAAAGCUCCGGUCACAACAGCCGAAUAUGGAGAUCGCUACACUCUCAUCGGUCCCCUCAACCACCAAUCGGCUGCCGUCGAGGUGGAAGAGAUGGAACCCACAAACCCAGAGAUCGCCGCCACCAUGCAGUCCAUGAGGGACCGAGGAAUCGGCAUCAUCUACGGUCGAUGGCUCAUUGAGGGUGCUCCCAGAGUCAUUCUCAUCGAUACCAAGACUGCCUACGGUCAUUUGGACGAGUGGAAGGCCGAUUUGUGGAACGUUGCCAGCAUUCCCUCGCCGCCUAGCGAUGACGAGACCAAUGAGACCAUCGUCUUCGGCUACCUAGUCGCGUGGUUCCUGGGAGAGUUUGUCGUCCAUGAGAAGAAAAAGGCCGUCAUUGCCCAUUUCCACGAGUGGUUGGCUGGUGUCGCCCUGCCCCUCGCCAAGAAGCGACGCAUUGACAUUACUACCAUCUUCACGACCCACGCUACUCUUCUCGGCCGAUACCUAUGCGCCGGCUCCGUGGAUUUCUACAACAACCUGCAGUGGUUUGAUGUCGACGCCGAGGCUGGCAAGCGUGGUAUUUACCACAGGUAUUGCAUCGAACGAGCCGCCGCCCACGCCUGUGAUGUCUUCACCACCGUCUCCCACAUUACCGCCUUUGAGUCUGAGCAUCUGCUAAAACGAAAGCCUGAUGGUGUCUUGCCCAAUGGCCUCAAUGUUACCAAGUUCUCCGCUGUCCACGAAUUCCAGAACCUCCAUCAGCAAGCCAAGGAAAAGAUCCAUGACUUUGUGCGAGGACACUUUUACGGUCACUACGAUUUCGACAUUGAUAACACCCUGUACCUCUUCACUGCCGGCCGUUAUGAGUUCCGAAACAAGGGUGUCGACAUGUUUAUCGAGUCUUUGGCCCGUCUCAACCACCGUCUCAAGGCCGCAGGAAGCAAGAUCACGAUUGUGGCCUUCAUCAUCAUGCCUGCGCAGACUACUUCGCUUACUGUGGAGGCUCUCAAGGGUCAGGCUGUGAUCAAGUCCCUGCGAGACACCACCCAUGUCAUUGAGCAGAGCAUUGGACGCCGCAUCUUUGAGCGAUCUCUGAAGUGGCACGAUGGUGACCCUAUGCCCGAUGAGAAGGAGCUCAUUUCCGCUCAGGAUCGAGUCCUACUCCGCCGUCGCCUCUUCGCCAUGAAGCGAGGUGGACUUCCGCCCAUCGUCACCCACAACAUGGUCAACGAUCACGAGGACCCGGUUUUGAACCAGAUCCGACGAGUGCAGCUGUUCAACGACUCGACGGACCGAGUCAAGGUCAUCUUCCACCCCGAGUUCCUCAACUCUGCCAACCCUGUUCUUCCCCUCGACUACGAUGACUUCGUCCGAGGUUGCCAUCUGGGCGUUUUCGCUUCCUACUAUGAGCCUUGGGGAUACACUCCCGCUGAGUGCACCGUCAUGGGCGUGCCGAGCAUCACCACUAACCUCUCCGGAUUCGGAUGCUACAUGGAAGAGCUUAUUGAGAACUCCAGCGACUACGGAAUCUACAUUGUGGACCGCCGCACCAAGGGUGUCGAUGACUCUGUCAACCAGUUGACGUCUUUCAUGUUCGACUUCUGCCAGAAGAGCCGCCGGCAGCGAAUUAACCAGCGAAACCGCACGGAACGCCUGAGCGAUCUCCUGGACUGGAAGCGAAUGGGCAUGGAGUACGUCAAGGCUCGACAAUUGGCCCUUCGCCGUGCCUACCCCGACUCCUUCACCGGUGACGAGGAGGAAGACUUCAUUCCCGGCGUCGAGCAGAAGAUUUCACGCCCAUUCUCUGUGCCUGGUUCUCCCCGAGACAGAACCGGUAUGAUGACCCCUGGCGAUUUUGCUAGCCUGCAGGAAGGCCGCGAGGGCCUCAGCACCGAGGACUAUGUCGCAUGGAAGCUCCCUGAGGAGGAAGAUCCUGACGAGUACCCGUUCCCCCUGACACUGCGAUCCAAGCAACCCAUUCCUCACAGUCCCUCCGACAAUAUCCCACUGAACGGAACCGCAGGAGCCCCCCAGUGA